Messenger RNA from Saccostrea cuccullata (small rock oyster), 1701 nucleotides. RefSeq lists its product as uncharacterized. The coding region runs from base 1 to 1701 and encodes 566 amino acids. The transcript has a single exon. Gene Ontology annotation, biological process: negative regulation of translation; proteasome-mediated ubiquitin-dependent protein catabolic process; protein polyubiquitination. Lineage: Eukaryota; Metazoa; Mollusca; Bivalvia; Ostreida; Ostreidae. The record is from RefSeq and is a predicted model, not a curated record. Gene Ontology annotation, molecular function: ubiquitin protein ligase activity; translation repressor activity; zinc ion binding.
AUGGAUCCAAAUGCUUACUCACAGUUAGAGGUUCCAAAGUGCUCUCAGUGUAAGGGUGACCAAGAAUUUUACUGCAAAACAUGUACACGGGAUAUGUGUGUGCUUUGUAAGGAGAAACAUAUGAUAGACCUCGACACAAAAGACCACGAUGUAGUGAUUGACCGUUUAAAGUAUGGCGACUUCAUUAUACCAGUGUACUGUAACAUUCACGUAGGCAGAUAUGUAAAUAAGUGGUGUUUGUCCUUUGAAUUUCCAUCUUGCACUAAGUGCUUUGAACAUCGACGUCAUAAUAUUUUAGAUAUUGUCAAAUAUUAUGAUUUACGUAGACAACAACCCAAUGAAAAAAUUGUUCAGAUCAGAUCUAACGUUCUUCAUAAAAGUCAGGCUAUUCUUGCAGGAAUCAAAUCCGAUUUUAAAAGAGUUGUGCAUAUUUGUCGACAAAAUUCUGGCCUCCAGAAAAGCAUUACAAAAAGAACUUGCAUAAUGAAGAAACUGAUUGACUUGGUAAUGAAUGAUAUAAGUGAAUUAAAACAUGUACAACUGUCACUGUCACUUAAGCUUAGAUUAAAAGAAGCUCAAAGAAAUAUUACAAACAUUGAGAUGUAUCUGUACAAAUUUGAACAGCUAUUAGAAAAGCCUUUACAAUUCCUUUUAUAUGUAAAGAAAACAACGAUCAAAAAUGUAAAGGACAUUCCUGAUACUCUUUUAUUCUCCCUGGAUUAUGAUAUCAACAUAAAUGAUGUACAAAAGUUACUUGGUGAAAUCCAAAUUACAGAGACAGAAAAAAGAAAAGUAAACGAGAAGCAGUUGUUGGAAUUAAUGUAUACACCUGUAUUAAAGAAAUCAUUUACAGUGAAAGGUGCCAAUGAGGUUCGGCAUAUAUCUUAUGAGAAAACAGGAAUAUUAUGGAUCAGUGAUCAAAAUGGACAAAUAGUCUUGACGAACAGAUCAAGUGACCCUAUUUACACUUUGACAAAUACAAUAAGUUACACUGGGGGACAUUCAGUGUCACGUGAUGGCAAUUUAAUUUACAUAGAUGUGAGUCAUAACAUCAACAAAUUCUACAAGUACAACAGGAAAAAAAAAACUAUAAUACCGAAAACAGAACCAUGGAAAGCAGAGUGUGUAUACUGCUCUCCCUUAAAUGAAGAUAUAUUAGUUGGAAUGUUGAGUUAUAAAAAGGGUAGACAUGGAUACACAGAGGCAAAGGUAAUGCGGUUUAGCAGUACAGGACAAGAAAUUCAGUCCAUUCAACACAAUACUAAGGGAAUGAAACUGUAUAAAUUUCUUGCAUACAUUACUGAGAACCACAAUGGAGAUAUCAUUGUGUCUGACUUGGAGAAUGGUGUCGUGGUGACAGGGCGUGAUGGGGAAUAUCGAUUCUCGUACACAGGACCUCCAUCAGGAUCACGAAUAUCACCGCAAGGAAUCUGUGUGGACGCACUAUCACACAUCCUGGUGUCUGAUGAUAAAAGCAAAACAGUUCAGAUGAUUGACAAAGAUGGUAAUUUCUUAGCACUGCUUUUAAGUAAAGAAAACAGAAUAACACCAUCUCGGGGUUUGAGCUAUGAUAGCAGAAAUCAUAUCAUAUUUGUUGCAACAACAGAUAUUGACAAUUUAGUGUGUGUCUAUAGAUACAUACAGAAAAAGAGUUUUAAUUACUUACUGACAAGUGAAAAUAGUUUUGAAGAAGGCCAAUAA